This is a messenger RNA of Paramecium tetraurelia, 1422 nucleotides long. RefSeq lists its product as uncharacterized. The transcript has 3 exons. The record is from RefSeq and is a predicted model, not a curated record. NCBI's taxonomy places the organism in Eukaryota, Ciliophora, Oligohymenophorea, Peniculida, Parameciidae.
AUGAAAGUCCAAUCAUAAACAGACUAUGACACCAGACCUACUUAUGUUCCAUAGAAAAAGAAAGAAUUUUAAUAUCACACCAAAUAACCAGAAAUUAAUGUUCUCCAAAACUAUUAAUCAUAAAGCAAUAAAAUAGAAUCCAUUCCUGGUCAUAUUCGAUCUAAAUCAUAUGAACAUGAUUGUUUUACUAAAGCAUAAAAUACAUUCGGAAUCAACAUCGAUUAAUCAUAACUAUAACCAUUGAAAACUAAACGAUAGCAUAGCAUAUCCCAAAAAGAAAAUGAUCCUGGAUUUUUAUCUCCUAAAUUCAGAUUUGAAAGUUGUGACACUGUUGUUACAAGAAAAUCAUAGAAUUUCAUUAAUGAUUUAUAAGAAUGCGUAGAUCUCUCAAAAGUGACUGAAUUAUCAAUGCAAUCACAGAUGUCUCCAUGUAAAACUUACAGUGAAUUGUAUUAAAAAAUUGAAGCCAAAGACAGUUUAAUUGAUGAAUUAUAAAAACAAUUGACUAACACCUUAAAAAACAUGACUUAAUAGAUUGAUUAACUAAGAAAUGAGAAGAAUAAAGUUAUUUAAUAAUAAAUCAGAUAAAUUGAAAUAUACGAAUAAUAAUUGGUGGAAUCCAGAUAAGAAAUUUAAUAAAAGAAUAAAGAGUUAUUGCUAUUCAAAAAAAAUCAAAAGGAUAUUAAAAAAGUUCUUGAUUUCAGAUAAGAAAAGUGCAUUAUAAAUUCUACUCCUUCAAACUUACAAUCUAAAAAAGAGUGUAUGUGUUCAUAACUAGAAAGGGAAAACAAAGCCUUGUUAGCCAAAGUGGAUUAAUUCAGACAAUAACUUCAUGAUCUCAAAUAAAAUCUUGAAUUUAAUAAUCUCUCUAUCAAUAAUCAAAUUUCUGUGAUUGAGAAAUGUGACUUAACACAAUUUGAAAAGACUUUUAAGCAAUUAGCAGAUGAACUUAAUUUAACUAUAGAGAGCAAGAAUAUUAAUUCUAGUUUUAGUCUACUAAACCAAGAAGUUAUAGAAGGAGUGAAAACACUAAAAUAAUAAUUUAAAGAAAACGAAAAGUUUAUUAGAUGUUUAAAAGAUUUAGUUAUAUAAUGUGCGCCUCAAGAUUAUUUUUGCUAAUCAGACCCAAGUUUGAAGGAAGUUUGGAAAUUCAUCAAAUAGAUUUUAUAAUCAUAUCUUGAGCAUAAGAAAUAAGCACAAUUAAAUGAAGUAAGAUUUUCUUAAUUAUAAAAGGACAUAGUCUUUACAUUAUGCAAAUAUUUUAGAUGUACUAAAGGAGAAUUGAAUCAUAAGGGAGCUUGUCUUAUAGUUGAUUAAGAGGUUUAUUAAAGAAUAAUUGAUAAAAUUAAAAGAAUAUUAAAUUUAACAAAUUUAAGCAAUAUUAGAGAACUUGAUCGAAAAUUGGAUUACUAUUUACAAUGA